Alligator mississippiensis (American alligator) is the source of this 4308-nucleotide messenger RNA. It is a transcript of the gene GNB5, whose product is annotated as G protein subunit beta 5. The coding region runs from base 32 to 1219 and encodes 395 amino acids. Gene Ontology annotation, biological process: G protein-coupled receptor signaling pathway; G protein-coupled dopamine receptor signaling pathway. The record is from RefSeq and is a predicted model, not a curated record. Gene Ontology annotation, cellular component: cytoplasm; heterotrimeric G-protein complex. The transcript has 12 exons. Lineage: Eukaryota; Metazoa; Chordata; Crocodylia; Alligatoridae. Gene Ontology annotation, molecular function: protein binding; signaling receptor complex adaptor activity.
CCGUCUCUUUCAGCUCCAGUCCACAGCAAAGAUGUGUGACCAGACCUUCCUUGCAACUGUAUUUGGUCCAUGUGAUAAAUGCUCCAACCUGAAACCCCUCAGAGCAAUUUACAUCAAAUCAAGCCAACUCGACUACUGCUCACUAUGUGUGGAAAUGAUGGCAACCGAGGGGCUGCACGAGAACGAGACCCUGGCGUCGCUGAAGAGCGAGGCGGAGAGCCUGAAGGGCAAGCUGGAGGAGGAGCGGGCCAAGCUGCACGACGUGGAGCUUCAUCAGGUGGCAGACCGUGUGGAGGCAUUGGGUCAGUUUGUGAUGAAGACCAGAAGGACUCUGAAAGGCCAUGGUAACAAAGUCCUCUGCAUGGACUGGUGUAAAGACAAAAGACGAAUUGUGAGCUCUUCCCAGGAUGGGAAGGUGAUCGUGUGGGAUUCCUUUACUACCAAUAAGGAACAUGCAGUGACAAUGCCAUGUACAUGGGUGAUGGCGUGUGCAUAUGCCCCGUCUGGAUGUGCCAUUGCUUGUGGUGGCCUGGACAAUAAGUGCUCUGUGUAUCCACUGACAUUUGACAAAAAUGAAAAUAUGGCUGCAAAGAAGAAAUCAGUUGCAAUGCACACAAACUACCUGUCUGCCUGCAGCUUCACUAACUCGGACAUGCAGAUCCUGACAGCAAGUGGAGAUGGGACUUGUGCCCUUUGGGAUGUUGAGAGUGGACAGCUUCUGCAGAGUUUUCAUGGGCAUGGGGCAGAUGUUUUAUGUCUGGAUCUGGCUCCUUCUGAAACAGGAAAUACAUUUGUUUCUGGGGGGUGUGACAAGAAAGCAAUGGUUUGGGACAUGCGAUCUGGUCAGUGUAUCCAGUCCUUUGAAACCCAUGAAUCUGACAUCAACAGUGUCAGGUACUACCCUAGUGGAGAUGCUUUUGCCUCUGGUUCAGAUGAUGCCACAUGCCGUUUAUAUGACCUUCGUGCAGAUAGAGAAGUAGCAAUUUAUUCCAAAGAGAGCAUCAUUUUCGGCGCUUCUAGUGUGGACUUCUCUCUCAGUGGUCGUCUACUAUUUGCUGGUUACAAUGACUACACUAUAAACGUAUGGGAUGUUCUGAAAGGGUCUCGUGUAUCCAUCCUGUUUGGACAUGAAAAUCGAGUUAGUACCUUACGAGUUUCACCUGAUGGGACUGCAUUCUGCUCAGGAUCAUGGGAUCACACUCUAAGAAUCUGGGCUUAAUUUGUGAUGCUAUAUUCAAAUGCAAAUGAAGAUUCAUACCUUAAACUACAAGAAGGAAAUCUCAAUCUGGAAAUGUGAAAUGUUCUUUACUAACAUUUAGCAGUUCUGUUGGAGUUUACAUGAAUCAUUCGUGAGUUGCAGGAAAAAAAACAACAUACAACUUGAUAGCCAAGUAUUAAUUAAAUAAUUUGUUACAUUAUCAAAUGUUAUUAAAAACACAAAAGAACACGACUAGGGUAGACAGUGUAAUCUGCUUUAACACAUAGCAAGUAGUAAAAUAAAAUGUUUUUAAUUCUGUUUUUGAGACUACCUUCUUUUACUAGCAAUAGUUUAGAUAAUUCUAAAAACAGACUUUUUCUCUAAAGUUAUCUGUACAACAGAAUUUAGUAUUUCAGUGCACAUGAUGUAUUUAUUAUUUGCAUGAAUUGGAUUCCUUUUUAAAGUAACUUUGGGAGAAAAAUUACCAAUUUUAUUGGGGUAGAGUAUAAGACUUUUGAAACAUUCCACAGUAGUGCAUUGAAUUUUGAUGUUAAAAGUUAGAAAGAAAGCAGCUCUAAUAGUUUACUUUAUGUUGGAGUUAUAGAUGACUCAAGAGUGUUAAUAAUUAGGGGAGCAAAGAGACUAAUGAUGAUAGUAGUUGUCGUAUAAAGGUAUUUUUUGUAUUUAAAAACAGAUUCCUUUCAAACCCAGUUUUUUUCUACUGUCUUUUUAAAUAGAAUUAACUAUUUCAUCUCUGUGAUCUGAAUGUAAAGAACAUAAAUAUAUGCAUAAAGAUGAUAAGCUACAAAGAAAAUGGAUAUAAUCAUGAUUUACAUAAUCAUGAAGUAAUAUUUUAACUAGUAGUUUCUUAGAAAUUUUUUAUUGUAUCACUUGGUGAGUGAAUUUUCUGUUAAUUGAAGAGGCGUUACAUGCUAAGCACUAAUUAUAAAGAUAAUUUAAUCUUUUCCAAGUCAGUCAUCACCAUUCUGUGACCCUGAUUCUUACCUGUUUAGGCCAUUUUAUACUACUUGAGCAGUAUAAAGUGGCUUUUAAUCUAUUCCCACUAUUAGGCUUCUUUGCGAUACCAAAGCAGUGGAAUGUGGCCACAGUGUAAAUGAGAAUUGGACCUUCUGAGCCUACCUCUACAACCCUAUUCUGAUAAAGCUUCUAACAAAGCUAAUGGUGAUUGAUUAUAGGUUGACUGUAGGAGCACCCCUGCAUGGAGAAUGAGCAAAAAUGACUCUUUGGGGAAAUUGUUUGGUGGCAUUCCUACCUAUAUGUGCUGUGGGUAUGUACAGUGGUCAUGGUGGCCUCAAAUCAGACAAACCACUCAUCACAGUACUGAGCACUACCCUUCACAGGCCUGCAGAAGUUAUAUAAAAUGAAAUGGUAAGGCUAUGCCCAUAUUAAUUCAGUGCUUUAUAAGGAGCAUUUGUUCUGGUAAAACAGGGACAGGCUAGGGACAGAAAUUCAAAAAGCCUGAGCCUGAAUUGAUUCAAUCUUUGCAGUGCAAUUAGUCUAACCUGGCUAUGCUAAACUGGUUUGUAACCACAUAGACAUCCCAGAAAUGCAGGCACAUGCCUGCAGUGGCUCAGGCUAGAAGCGGGAAGUGGUGGGGGAUGUUAGAGCAGUCUUUCCUUCCCUUCCACAGCACUGAGCUGAGGGGGCAUGGCCAGGCCCAGCAAAAGGCUCUGAUUAGGGAGGGGUCCCCCUGCUCCCCUUGAGCAGCCCAGCAGGCAGUUGAUAACACAGUGUUUAUCACCCCUAACUCAGUGUUUAUCAGCUGCUUAAGAAAACAAAAAGCUUCUCUCCAUUAGUUCAAACUCUUCCUAAACACCUUUUUUCAUUGAAGGAACAAAGGGACAUUACCAGCUACCUGUUGAUUAGAUCCAGAAAGCCCUAAGUGGACACAGUACUGUCUCCUUUGUCUGGUCUCCCACAGCACAGACUGUAGCCAGCAUGUGGUCUGCGAGCUAAUGCUGAGGUGUCUGUGUAAGGCAGAGGGGAGGGGGGAUCCCUACUUAGCAGGAAAUGGUGAGGGGAGUAGGAGCAGGGGGAAGCCAGGCAGAUGCCUGCAGUCUCUGCCAGAGCUGCAGCCAGGGAGAAGAGGGGCAGGGCCAGCUCUGCUGUGGAGUAGAGAGCCCCACCCAGCCCAGAGAGAAUGCUGGGAUGCUGGGGGAGUCUGGUUUAACUUAAACCAGGAAGGGGUCUGGGACAGACAUCGCAUAAACUGGUUUGACCCAAAUCAGUUAAGUCUGAUACUGCAUUCAACCAAAUUUAUCUCAAACCACUUUCAGCCAUUUUGAAACUGGUUUAUGUGAACUGAACAUCUGUUCUGUUACAGGUUUAAACCAGUUUCUGAUCACUUAAACCGAUUUAUGUGUAAUGUCUGUCCCUAGCCAUGAAGUAAAAGACUAGAGAAUAAUGACAGUUGAAGCCAUAUAUUGAAAACUACUAAGGUAAAAAUGUGCCACCUGUGCUUGUGCCAAGUGGUACCUUGCUCCUAAAAUAGACCCAAUUAUGGAAAUACUUGAAAAGAAGGUGUUGUUCAAUAUGGUGUCUUCAAAAAGAUGGAAGGGGAAUUUUAUACUUGGGUUCAGCCAAGAAUAAACAAUUGUCUACUGGAAGUGGUAGGUCACACACAUUAAAAUGUCAGUAGUCUCACUCAAUUUAAAACUGUGAUUGUUUAAGUUAAAAGCAGAACAUUUGAGUUAGCAGCAGAGUCUCCUUGUUCAUAAAAAACAUCCAGUUCCAUUAAUGCAGAACUAAUUUAGGGCACUGAUACAUACUUUAACUUUACAUAGAAAAGAUCAACCUUCCCUGAUGAAAUAGUUGAUUUGUUUUCACUUGGAAAAGUCAACUCUGAUGCUUUGUAAUAUUUGUGGCAAAUUUAUUCCUGUAACAAAUUAGAUGCACUAUGGAAAUUGUAAUGUGUCAUAUAGAGCUUACUGUGCAAUACUGAGUCGCUACACUGUACACAUUUGGUUGAGAGAUUAAUAUUAAUGUUUAGAUAGUAUUUAUUGUUAGAAUAUUUGAUUUUGGACAUAUUACAUUGUGUUAAUACUUAUGAAUGGCCUAACUAUAAUAAAUUGUAUUUUACAUAUUGAGAA